GCAUCAUCAUCAUCCCCUGUGCACCACACAGUAAUAAUUUGUAAAUCUUGUCGUGCCUUGGCCCCCCCACAUUUAUUUUAAUCUUAUUUCUCACCCAUUUGUCACUAAAUGAUUGAAUUUAUUCUGUCUUUCUCUCCUCCUCCUCCUCUGUUUCUAGCUCCCAUCUCCCUCUGUUUUAGAUAAUAUAAUGCUCCUAUAAGAAGAGAGCUAGCUAGCUACACUUAUGUUUCUUGGUUUAAAGAAAAAAGUGCCUGUGCUGCUUGGUGAAUGGGACGUGUCGGAGUUACUUGGGGCUUGGCGUUGCCGCCGGGAGUGUCUCCGGCGGCGGCGGCGGCGGGCGGCGCGGACAAAGAAGACCAGUGGAGGAGCUUCUACAGCUCCGUCAACGCGGUGUCGUUUGGCUUUGUCGCCACCGCUAUUCUCAUUGCAAUGUUCCUUGUGAUGGCCAUUUUCGAGCGGCUCCUCCGCCCGGCACCCUCUUCCGACGACGACCCGUCUCCCUCCGGCGCUUCCCAUCGCGUCAUCGUCCGAACGAAGCUCGAUUGUCCCUCCCCAGAAAUGACGGUGUACGGUAGAGGAGUGUCGGUGUUGAUGCCUGGGGAAGACGUUCCCACGUUCAUUGCCCAUCCCGCCCCUCCGCCUUGCAGUGUGAUGAGUCGAAAUCUUGUAACCCCAACUCCGUCCUCGCCCUCUCCACGUUCAUGCAGCAGCAGUAGUACUCCUAGCUAGCUAGUUGAUGAAUAAUGAUAUAUAUGAUGGUCUUAUUUUAUCACAUAAAUUUGGAAGGAAAAAAAAAGAAUUGAGGAAUGAGUUUUCCUAUAGCUAGCUAGCUAGAGAGUCUUAGAUCUCAUACAUAUUAUGUCUAACAUGUUUCAAGCAUUUGGAACUUUUUUUUAUUUAAAAUAAAAUAAUAACCUAACAAAUAAGAGCUGGCUGAAAUGGAGCAUGUAUGUAUGGUAGCUUGUGCUUCAAACUCUUGAUAAUAAAUUGAAGUGAGGAAG
Molecule: messenger RNA, 1001 nt
Organism: Cuscuta campestris
Lineage: Eukaryota; Viridiplantae; Streptophyta; Magnoliopsida; Solanales; Convolvulaceae
Source: the annotation of a GenBank genome assembly